AUGUUUAAUUUUAUAAUACAAAUCAUUUUAACAAUGGUCGUUCAAUUAGCUUUAUUAUUUCGGCUAAUAAACAGACAAUAUAGGUUGAAUAAUGAUAGAAAAUUUGUAAAUGUAUACAUACCUGAAGAUCAUGAAGAAGUCCUGAAUGAAUUUUUAGAUGACAUAAAUGAUGUCUUACCCAACCAAAACCAUGCGUCCACCGAAAUUGCUGUACUCCAUAACGAUGAAUUAUCAAAUGUACCGUUUCCUCCAAUAGGCAUAAUCGGGUUGACGCGGUACGGAUACAUCUUUCAAAAUAAGGAAGAUGAAAGAAUAUAUGAUAUGAAGUUCAUUGAAGCGUCGAAAACGGCUAACGACAUUUUUUUAGAGGUGUAA
Molecule: messenger RNA, 375 nt
Organism: Diuraphis noxia (Russian wheat aphid)
Lineage: Eukaryota; Metazoa; Arthropoda; Insecta; Hemiptera; Aphididae
Source: RefSeq, a predicted model, not a curated record